Messenger RNA from Helobdella robusta, 471 nucleotides. RefSeq lists its product as hypothetical. The record is from RefSeq and is a predicted model, not a curated record. The coding region runs from base 1 to 471 and encodes 156 amino acids. The transcript has a single exon. Lineage: Eukaryota; Metazoa; Annelida; Clitellata; Rhynchobdellida; Glossiphoniidae.
AUGUUGGCUGACUGUAAGACGGUCCUGAAGUGUUUGAACAAUAAUGAUUUAUUAGAAAAAGGUCCGGUUUUUGUGAGUCGCAAUUUGAAUAAAAUACCUCGUUUGGAAAACAUUAUAAGAGUAAAUUUCUCCAGCCUGCGCAAUGAGGUUCGGGAGACAGCUCAAGUUCAACAUGAGCUGGUUGCCAAUAAACUUGAGGCUUGUAGCAAGUUGAUGCUAACAUGUCUUGAAAAAAUCGAUAAUUUGGCCUCAAACUCCAAAGACGAAAAGGUAAACAAACUUCCACAGGUUAAAAACGCUAUUAAAUCUGGUACCAGCAUUUUGCACAACUCAAACUGGGCUGACUCACCUAAUACUCCAGUCAACAAUUCAAAUCCAUUCAUCUUAGUUGAAGCUAAGAAAAAACGUGCACUUCCUGAUACUCCCCCUCUGACUAAACAAGCUACAAAAAACCUACUGUCAACAAUAUAA